ACAGGAAGUGAUUCGUUUCAUCACGUUUCAUGGCGGCAGCCAAUCAGAAUGCCUAAAAUUAUUACAAAAACAUGGAGAUAACACCAUCUACCAAUCAAAAGUAGCCUUCAGUGGAGCAUGAAAGGCUGAUGAUGUGACUUUGAAACAGCGAAGUAAAUUCAAAGAUUAGUAAUAAAUUCAUGAAGUUAAUUUGGUUUGAGCAGAAACUAUGACAUAUUUUGUAACUAAUCUACUAUUAUUUUAUGUUACCAUUCAAAUAAAUAUUUUUAUAUCGAUAAAAUGAAAUUAAAAAAUAGAUGAAAUAAACGCUUGUCUAAAGCUACGUCACGUAUGUUUGUCUACUGCGAGUCAGUGCGCAUGUCAAGUUGAAAAUUGCAAAUGGCGGCCGUUGUUAUUGUUCGUACCGAAUUAACUAUUUGUAAAUUAUAUACCAAUCUUUUUAGCGAUUUUUCUAAUGGACUGUUAUACUGAUACGAUGCUUUAACUUCUCAUAAUUCGGCGCGACACGUUUUAUGUACGUUUUUAAGUGUUUUUAGUGUUUUUUUGCUAUUUUAUGUGUGUCAUGCAAAUGGGGUAAGCUGGAAUUAUCGGAUGUCGCUUAGGUUGUUUUGGAUAGUUUCAAUAAGAAAAUGGAGUGAAGUUCUGUGACCUAAAGUGUUAAAAUGGAAACUGCAUAAAGUUUUUCAACUAUCACUCCAAUAUUAGAGUGUAGCAAGAGACGGGAGCGGCUGUAAUUUACGAAUGUUCCAUGCUGUGACUGUUCUCCCCGUACAUUUCAAAAUGGCUGCUGCUCUUCACGAUAUAUGAGCUUUGCGUCACUGGAAUAUAAUUCAGUGAAUUCGACCCGUGGUGAUAUUGUAGUGAUUCUAGUCGUGUGAUCGUCUGUGAAAAAGCGAAAAUAAGUCCCGGACAGUUUUCCGGGAGCACCUGGACCCGGACAGUAGUGGUGUGUCAUAUGUUUUUGGUGUAGAGUGGACACUGACCAUAGGAACGAUAUUGCUUUACGUCCGAGCCGGACGGUAAUGUUGCGCUUGAUUUUCCAUCAUGAUUUGGGACACAAGGGAAUAGAAAUUGUGUGGAAUUGAGCGGAAUGUGACAUUGUAUGAGAGCAUGGCAGCGGACAGCGAUGGGCUAGGCUCGGCGGGCGGCGGGUCGUGCGGCGUGGUGGUGACAUGCGAGGGCGACCUGCGCGACCCGCGGUUUCCCGCGCGCCUGCGCCGAUUGUUGCGCGAACUACGGGCGCUGCUCGCCGAGCCGCAUCCGCACACACUCAAAGUCAACAAGGUGGAGCCUUGGAACUCGGUGCGCGUAACAUUGUCGGUGCCGCGCGCGGCGGCGGCGCGGCUGCGUGCGCUGGCGGCGGCGGGCGCGCCGCAGCUGCGCGCGCUCGGCAUCCUCUCCGUGCAGCUCGACGGUGACGCCGCCGUGUCACUGCGCCUGCAACAUGGCGCCGAACUCAGGAUCAACACCGACCCUGAUGAUGCAAGUACGUCAAGAUCGCAACCAAACGCGGAACUACUAGCUGGUUUGGGCGGUAUCGGUCGCAUUCUGAGUGAGUCGGAUGGCGCGGGCAGCAGUAGUACGACGGAGACGCCGGCCGCCGCGGCGCCGCCCGACAGCUUCAAGUCCCCCAACACCGUGUGUCCCAUGGACGGCAAGAUACCACACAACAUUCCCACGCCGACCACCGACCGAUGCGAGUUCCCCUUCGGCAGUAUGACGCAAGCGAGGGUUAUACAUCGCAAGGAGAAUACCAUGGGACUGGCGGGUCCUCCAAGCAGUAUAAGGCCGCAAGCAGACGGUCCGUUCGCGCGACCGUCUACGUCAGCGUUCCCCGGCCCCCCGCCGCCAUACCCCGCGGCGUCCCCCCAGCCCCCUACGACUCCGACCACUCCUGGUCCACCCCCUACACCUCCCACGGUCGCCAUGUCCUCCCCGCUACUUGUCAACUUACUGCAAAACGAUGCAGCCGCGCCCUCUCCCAGGCCGAAGCCGCCUCAGCAUCCAGCUAAGCUAGAUCGACUUGAAGAUGGACAGGUGGAAUUAGCAGUGGGUCGUCCACCGUUCGCGGAGUACCGGACGGCACGCACUCCGGCCCCCAUGGCGGGGUCCGUGCGGUCCCCACUGGCGGGGCCCUGCACCCCGCCCGCGUCUCCCGCGCCGCGCCCCAAUCCACGGCCCCCUACAUUCGUGCGACGUGCGGCGCCUGCUGCCUACCGCGUGCAAGUGGCAGGCACGGGGGCGGGGGCCGUGGCGGGGGUCUCGGGUGGAAGAUUGCCCGGCCCAGGUUACGCGGUGUCCUUCCCCGCGCCACCGCCACCGCCCCCAUACCGGCAGGGUGGCGCGCGCCCCCCGCCCGCUCCCCCCGCGCCCCCGCCGCAGCACGCGCAGCACUCUCGGGUCACGCCUGAGGAUUUGCAGGCGCUACUGCCGCCCCCCACUGCUUCCAUGGAUCAAAAGACGCAGUCUAGCUUCCAGGAGUUCCAGAGGUAUCAACAGCAAUACAUAGCGCGGCAGCGCGCAGCGUCCCGCGCGACCUCGCAGCCCGAUUGGAACGAGCCCUACCGGGACUCACUGGCGCUGUUGGAACUCCCGGACAGCGACCUGGAACACCUCAUCGGGCCGACGCUGGGUGACGACCUCAACCUGGACGAGAGCGCAUUCUCCGCCAUCUCCGAGCUUGACGCCAGCGCCAAGCUCGACAUGUUGUUGUCCGGGAACAACGCGCACAACAACACGCCCGACUCCGUGCUCCAGGACAUCACGGGCGACCAGUACCCGAGCUCCUAUACGGAGCCGCAACGCCACGACGUGCCUUCUAAGUCGGACUCCUUUGAUGGAGCCGACACCUUCAUGCCGCCGCCUCCCGUGCCGCACCACCCUAAUAAGUUCAGAAGACAAGAGUCUGAGAAUGAGCAUCAGUCGGCGCCGAGCACGCCGUCGCCGGGGCAGCACGUGCAGUCCCCAGUGCACCAGCCGCAGCCCGCGCCGCCGCCGCAGGCGCUGCCCGCGGCCGCGCUCGCCCCGCCCUCCAUGCACGCGCCCAACGCGACACACUCGCAGACCACCGCGCAACACACACACAAUGCUCUCCACCACAACAUGCUCAACGCGGUGCAUUCCCCGCACGGCGCGCACGCGAUGGCCCAGAGCCCGCUGGGAGCGCUCGGCCUGCAGGGCGCGCACGGCCUGCAGGGCGCGCACGGCCCGCAGGGCGCGCACGCGCACAACUCCGCGCAGCACGCGCCGGCGCCGCCUCACCUGCAGAAUGCGACGGCCGCGUUCAAGUCUCCGCCCUCCAGCGCCAGCCAGGCCAUGCCUCCCCCUCUGAAGCUGCCUGUCAGGGCGACCACGUCGGUAGCGACCGCCACUGUUGGCUCGCAAGCCUCGGCGCAGGAGAUCGAGGAGCAGAGCAAACAGUAUCUCAUCAAAACCCUCAUGAGGGACGAUGAUGUACCGCCGCCGCCGAAAGAACAGGAAAAGAAAGUCGAAGAGGUGACGGUCGCCAACUGCGAAGUAAAGGAAGCAGUAGAAGCCGCACCCGAAAUGUUCGGUAUCGCGAAGUCGUCGACUACAGACGACGACCUGCGGAGACCUGACGAUGACCUCAGAAUGAGAAAUAAGCUGGUCAAGAAAGAUCGAGACGACAAACUCGCACAGAAAGGCGGAAAGCCCCGAACUGUUGGCGCUAAAGAGAAACCCGCCACGCUCAAAGACAAGAUCGUCAGAGACAACAAAUCCACCAAAGCUGCCUUAUCACGCCCUUCGCCCCUAAAGCUCCCUGCAAACGCGAUAGACGCACCCAAGUCCCCACAAACUGAGAAAGAAUCUAUCAAACUCAGGCUAAAACUCGACAAGAAUGAACCAGCAGUCCAAACAGUAUACAAAGCAGACAUCAGCUUUGUCAACCAACAAAAAGGCGACAAGCCAAUCGACGGAGAACUAAGGGUCCCGCCUCUCCAUAUAAGCCUUCGAGGGCGGAAUUCCGCCGUGAUAAAAAACUCGAAAAAGGAAAAGAAAAAGUUUGGCCCUGGUGACUUGCAUACAAAGAAGAUUAAAAUCAGGAAAUCUUCUGAAUCAGAUGACAAGUCACAUAGGAGGGACUCCGAGGAGUCUAUAGCCUCAAAAUCUAGUGAAAGCACUGAGAACAAGACUGAUGAAGAGUAUUUAAAUGCGAAAGGCAUGAAGCUCAACAAUCACUACGAGGGCGACGCCGUGAAGACAGAGAUCACGGGCGACAACAACGUCGUGUACAGAAUGAAAACUAUCUCUAAGAACGCUCACAUCGUGACCAAGUCACACGACUAUAACAAACUGAACAACAAGGUGCAGAGCUUAGACCUGAAAAUGAAGAAGAAACUAAAAAUACUCAAUGAGAGUGGGAAGUCUUCAGACAAGGAGCGGGACAAGGAAUGGAGGAAUGACACGCUGGACAAAGAAGGGAAGUACGCGCAAAACGAGGGCUACAGAGAGCCGAACAAUCACGACGCCAAGAAGAAGUUACCUACUCCUAAAACAGAAGUGAAAUGUGAUAGUGUCAAGUCAGAGGGGAAAACAGUGCAAUCAGACGUGGAUAGUGAAAGUAAAACCGGUGCUAGUGAGUUGGACAGUAGUAGGUUGAUCAAGUGUCAUAAGGACCUCGAGUGGACGCUUAGUGGCGACGUGUCCGACUCACAACACUUCGUGGAGUCGCGGCGCGUUGCCGAAGAUGACAAUAAGUUGAAACGGACAAUCGCCGAAAGUGCUAUUACCUCACCCAAUGGUCUGCUCACCUCUGAUAAGAAGAGGAAGGUCAGCCACAGUUCCUGUACAGAACCUCCGGGCUCGACAAACGUCGGCACGAUACCUACGAGCCGCGCCGAGUCUCCGCCCACGUCACCGCGCCGCAAGGACCGGCCCAAGGACAAGUCCUACUGCAAACUGGUGGCCGAGCGUGCCGCCAGACCUGAUGCAGACAAGUUUGGCAGCCGCUCCCCCGCCAGCCAAGCGCAGGGAGAGGACUCCGGCAUCGAGUCCAUGGACGCUCUGUCAGAGAAGUCCCCCAAUCAGGCCAGCCAGUCCCCGCCCGGGCCGCAGCGCAAGGAACGCCUCGACAUGCCACGCUCCACCAGCCCCGCCUCCGUGCAGCGCAUCAUCGGAGUCAUCGAGCAGGCGCCCGCCUCCGACGAACUCCUCGAGCGACUGUCGCUCGCCGCAGGACCGCCGCGGUACGAGCCCGGCCCGCCAGACAUCGACGACCUCGGCGACAUUGAGGCAGAGCUCGCCAAGAUGCACGCCGACCACGUCAACGGGGACGACGCCCCGCGCCGGCCCCCU
Molecule: messenger RNA, 5316 nt
Organism: Spodoptera litura
Lineage: Eukaryota; Metazoa; Arthropoda; Insecta; Lepidoptera; Noctuidae
Source: RefSeq, a predicted model, not a curated record